GCUGUGAGCUCGAGGGCCACCAUGACGACGGUCAACCUCAUACCUCGCCACAUCUUCGGACUCAAAACCGAUGUCCACUCGAACGUGGCUUUCGUCGACGACCAAACUGUGGCAUAUCCCGCAGGCCACCAGAUAGUGGUGUGCUCCCUCGACGACAAGCGCCAGAAGUUCAUCGCCGGCACUGAAGCCUCGGAGGGCGUCACCGCCACAGCGCUGGCCCCAAGUCGUCGCUUCCUGGCCGUUGCUGAGCGCAGCGAACGAGCGCUCGUGAGCAUUUUCGACCUCAAGACGCUAAAGAAGCGCAAGGUGCUGAGCUCGGCCGAUGCACAAGCCCGGAGCUACGUCAGCAUGGCCUUUAGCGCCGACAACCAACUCCUUCUCACACAAGGAGGGGCCCCCGACUGGAUGCUGACGUGCUGGAAUUGGUCCAAAGGUAAGCCUGUGGCCAGCGUCAAGGCUCCACUGCAUGUCAUGGCGCCCCAUGCAUCUCCAAGCUCGGCGAUGCUGGCGCUUGCAGGUCAGUCAACGAUGCACACGAUCAGUGGCAGCAUGGCUCACUUGAGCUCGUCACCGUCCGACGCCAACCUCAUGGGAUCCGGUGCAAACAACUCGGGGGCGACGGCAGCUACAGCUUCCCCGCCGCAGGUCUCUGCUUGCUCGUUUAGCGAUGUUGACGCAGGAUUGGUGUGCGUCACGGGUGCUGGUCUCGUCCGCUUCUUCAGAGUGCUCGAAACAGCCUUUCGCCCGUUGCCAAGUCCUCGCAUGGAGGCCCACGUGUUCCUAGCCCAUGCUUGGCUGAAGCAGCGUGACGACUACUUAGUCGCAGGCUCCGCCGCGGGGGAUCUGAUGCUUUUUCAUGGAGGCGAGUUUGUCACGCUCGACACCGGAUCUGGUUACGUUGCGACUAUUGCAGUGAGCCCCAACGAAGAUGUCAUUGUCGUCGCCACUUCGAAUGCGCAGCUACUCACAUUUCCGUACCAGAUUCACACAUCAGGAGUGCAUUCCGGUACACCAGCUACCGCUCCGGUGGUAGACGAAUCAGCUUCAAUCGCUGUCAGUGGUGCGGGCGUUGGUGGAGUGCCGGGUGUAGCUACGUCGGAUUCUACAAUUACUCAGAGCGAAGAUGUUGAGUACGUGGUAACGAGUUUUCAUCAGCCGAGCGACCCAAGUACCAGCAAUGGGCCACCGGGGGGAGCUAACGGGGGUAUUCCCGGUGGUUUGCUACAUGUGACGGGCAUGGAUGUGUGCGUGCGCAAGCCUCUCCUCGUGACCUGCGGCUUAGAUCGGACAGUGCGAGUCUGGAAUUAUAUCGACCGCACCUGCGAGGUUGCCAAGCGUUUCAACGAGGAAGCUUUCAGUGUAGCAUGCCAUCCUUCUGGGCUGCACCUGCUCGUCGGCUUUGCGGACAAACUGCGUUUGCUCAAUAUCCUGAUGGACGACAUCCGCUCUUUCAAGGAGCUACCCGUAAAAGCCUGUCGUGAAUGCCAGUUCAGCACAGGUGGGCAUCUCUUCGCGGCAGUAAAUGGCAAUACCAUCCAAGUCUUCUCACUCUUCACGGGAGAGUUGGUUGCCACGCUUCGAGGUCACAACGGCAAGGUGCGCAGUCUCUUCUGGAAUGCUGACGAUUCGAGCAUCGUGUCUGCGGGUCUUGAUGGUGCUGUUUAUCACUGGGACCUUGAUGAGGCAAAACGCGAAGCCGAGUUCGUGCAAAAAGGAGUCUCCUACUACUCAGCACUCUGCAAUCGCGAAGGCACCGCAAUUUACGCUGUUGGGGGUGAUCGAUUGCUCAAAGAAAUUGAAGUACCGUCGUCUCAACUCACCAAAGAAUUUUUGUGUGAUGCUACAUUGGGACAACUCGUGCUGUCUGGAUCACAACGCCUGCUGUUUGGUGCUGGAGCUGAGCCCGAUCGGCCGGGGGCAAUUCGAGCGUUCAAAUUCCCACUGACAGGCGAAUCCACAGAAUUCCAGUGUCUAAGCGCGCCUGUUACUCGGCUGCGGGUCUCAUUUGAUGACCAAUUUCUCUUCGCUGCAGGAGAAGAUGGCGCUGUGUGUAUCUUUGAGGUGCGGGAUAAGGAAGGACGCCCCACGCGCACUACUGGAAAAGACGGCGACAUUUCGUUAUCUGCGGCAUCCGUUGGUGGCGGGUUUGCUGGCGGCUCCUAUCAUCACGACGGCUUCGGAGGUCAUGGAGGUAGCAUGGCGGCGUUUUCGGAGGAGAUUCUGGUGACCAAGUCCGACCUAGAAGAGAAAAAUACGCUGAUGCUCGAGCUGAAGAACAAGGUGGACGAACUCAUGCUCCACAACGAGUAUCAGCUGCGUCUCAAGGACAUGACGUACAACGAGAAUUUGAAAGACCUAACGGAGAAGUUCACGCACGAAAUUGAGCUUGAGAAAAACAAGUACGAACUGCUCAGAGAGGACAAGAACGACAUUGAAAUGGAGUACGAAGAAAAGAUUAAGCAACUGGAGGAGCAUCACCUGCAGCAAAUGCAGGAGACCGAGGCGACAUAUCAGCAAAAGAUUAUGAAAGAAGUUGAACGAUACCAAGAGGUGCUGACCCAGCGUGAGGCGCAGUGCCUCCAUUGGAAAAGUGAACAGCAGCGUCUUGUGACUACACACGAUAAAUAUGUGGCCGACGUCACUGAAGAUUUUGAGCAGCGGUUGAACGAAGAUCGUCAGCUGCGAAUGCAGAUGGAAGAGGAGAAGGACGAGCUAGGUCGGGAGUACCGCGAGACCGUGGCACAGGUCGAAGCCGACGUGGACGAAGAAAUCGAGGCGCUCAAAACGAAGUACGAAGAUAAGUUACAGGCUGAACGCGAGGCUACGCUGCGGUUUAAAGGGGAAAAUGGCAUCAUGAAGAAAAAGUUUUCUGCGCUACAGAAGGAUAUCGAAGACCAACGCGACCAAAUCAAACUACUGCUUGAGAAGGAGAAAGAGCUGAUCGAAGCCAUCAAGCAACUGGAGAAGGAGAUCCAGGCAUUAAAGCGCGAGAUUCGCGCCCGCGACGAAACCAUUGGCGAGAAAGAAAAGAGAAUCUACGACCUCAAGAAGAAGAACCAGGAGCUGGAGAAAUUCAAGUUCGUGCUGGACUACAAAAUUAAGGAGUUGAAGCGUGCUAUCGAGCCGCGCGAGAACGAGAUCGCUGACAUGAAAGCUCAGAUCAAAGAGAUGGACCAGGAGCUGGAGCUUUUCCACAAAAGCAACGCUCAGCUGGAUGUGCUCAUUGGCGAGCAGCGGCAGCGCAUCAACACUUUGCAGAAGUCCAUUGCAGGACACCGGCAAGUUCUGAGCGACCAGCAAACGUCAAUGAGACGCUUUCGCUGCGAUCUACACGAAUGCGUGCGCCACCUGCAGUCACCCAAAGAGCUGGCGCUCCAGGUGGCACAGCUUUACAAUAAGUAUGUGACCACCGACGAUGGACCCGGCGGCUUCGGUUCAACCAAUGCAGGCUCUGGGGGCGACGUCGAAGCUGAAAUCCAGCUCGAGUAUGCGCGACAGAAGCAGUACCUGGAGAAGUCAGUUCACGUUCUCAAGCGCAAGUAUGCGGCUGACGCGCAAGAGCACCAGCGCGAGAAUCUGCGAGCAACCUCUGACAAUAUGCUUCUCAUCCGCGAGAUCAACGACCUUCGCAGCGCCCUCAUAGCUGCCAAGAACAAUCUUCAAAUGGAGCGGGCUACUAUGGCGACUGCUAGUCUAGGAGCCUCAGCCAUGAACCAAGAGAAGACCCACGGCAGCAGGACGUUGGCUGCGGCGCUGGAAGCGGUGGGUGGGGAUCCGGAUGUGCUGAUUGCCAGGCAGCGAGUUGAAAUCGAAGAGCUACGCCGGGCUGUGAAGGCGCUGGAGGACAAGCUGGCGAUCAGUAGUACAGGCAGCAGGUCGGGAGAAGUAUUCCCCCCUAUUGGUCGUGCCGUGGACGGUUAGGUGCUGUAUAUGCAGGGCUUGGAUCGAAUGGAGAAGACUCAAUUGUGUAUUUC
Messenger RNA from Phytophthora sojae, 3974 nucleotides. RefSeq lists its product as hypothetical. The record is from RefSeq and is a predicted model, not a curated record. The transcript is spliced from 3 exons. The coding region runs from base 22 to 3921 and encodes 1299 amino acids. Lineage: Eukaryota; Oomycota; Peronosporomycetes; Peronosporales; Peronosporaceae. Gene Ontology annotation, molecular function: protein binding.